AUGGGCUGUUUGACCAAUGCCAUCAGCUAUACGUCAAUUCUCACAUCAAUUCUAGUUAUUGUGACAUCGCUUGGUUAUAUUCCCUAUAUGCUGAGUCGAAUGGAGCGAAUUGUCGGCUCGUUGAAGGCUCAUAGCGACGAGUUCGGGGCGCUCGAAAUGCGCGCGUAUGCUCAAUUCGAAGAGGUGCGUCGCGAAUUUCCGCGACGUCGGCGCGCCGCCGCCGCCGCCGCCAAACGUCAAACCGGCGUUUGCACGUGCGACACGCAAAGCGUAUGUCCCGGCGGGCCGAAAGGCGCUCCCGGCCACAACGGACUCGACGGGCUGCCCGGUCAGCCGGGUGCGCCCGGCGAGCCCGGCCAACCGGGCGUCGACACCGGCGACGAGUACGCGAAGGAGCGCGAUUGUCGACAAUGUCCGCCGGGACCACGCGGUCCGCCGAGCUACGGUGGCGAGCCGGGCGUGCCGGGACCGCCGGGCGCGCCGGGCGCCGACGGCACACCGGGACGACCCGGCAUCACCGGUCAGAUGGGGUUGGCCGGCGAGCCGGGACGCGAAGGCGCGCCGGGCGACAUGGGCGACGUCGGCGGACGCGGACGCGACGGCGUUCGAGGGACGAAAGGCGCCGCCGGCGACAAGGGACCCAACGGGCCGCCGGGCCAAAAGGGACCAUUGGGAUGGGCGGGACGCGACGGCAAUCAGGGACCGCAAGGGAUUCCGGGACCACGCGGCGAGCCGGGCGCGCCCGGCACCGACGGUUUCCAAGGAUUCGCCGGCAAUCCUGGAGCAGACGGCGCACCGGGAUCCGAUUCCGGGUACUGCAAGUGUCCAGCGCGAGGUGCCAUUAAUCGAUCGAUCAAAAAGCGAUUUUAUUAG
This is a messenger RNA of Caenorhabditis bovis, 873 nucleotides long. The record is from the annotation of a GenBank genome assembly. Lineage: Eukaryota; Metazoa; Nematoda; Chromadorea; Rhabditida; Rhabditidae.